Raphanus sativus (radish) is the source of this 1528-nucleotide messenger RNA. RefSeq names its product probable protein phosphatase 2C 49. Gene Ontology annotation, molecular function: cation binding; protein serine/threonine phosphatase activity. The record is from RefSeq and is a predicted model, not a curated record. Gene Ontology annotation, biological process: protein dephosphorylation. The transcript has 3 exons. The coding region runs from base 136 to 1299 and encodes 387 amino acids. Lineage: Eukaryota; Viridiplantae; Streptophyta; Magnoliopsida; Brassicales; Brassicaceae.
CAGAAAAUAUUUGUAAUUUCAAAAAACACGCACAAGCCAAAGUGACGCACGCAGCGAAAUCGAGAAUAAUUUUUCUAAGGAAAGUGAUCGAAUUUUGAGUUUUUUUUUGUUGUUGUUGAUGCGAAGAGAACAGAGAUGGUGGCUGAAGCAGAGGUUAUGUUCCAACAGAGUUUACCGGCGGUUUUAGAUGUCAAACUGUUAAGAGCAUCAACCGGCGUUGCAGAUAUAGACGGCGCCGUUAAAUCACCAGUUUCUUCGGCGAACUCGAGCAUCCGUCUCCCGGCGGCGUCGCUCUCCGCCGACUUAUCGACUUCUCUUUCGGGUUUAAGAUGUUCUGAAUCGGAUGAUGAUGAUUGCAGUUCUAGUGUCUCUUUCUAUGUACCGGUUAUCCGCUCUGGUAGCUAUGCUGAUAUUGGACCAAGGAGAUCCAUGGAAGACGAACACAUUUGCAUUGACGACCUAUCUUCUCGUGUUAAGUCUCUUCAUGACUUGCCAAAGCCCACUGCUUUCUAUGCGGUUUUUGAUGGUCAUGGAGGACCAGAAGCAGCAGCUUACGUAAGAAAAAACGCAAUUAAGCUAUUCUUCGAAGACCAUAAGUUUCCACAAACAUCGGAAGUGAACAGAAUCUUUGUAGAAGAAGUCAAGAGCUCUUUGAGGAACUCGUUUCUUCAAGCCGAUCUUUCUUUAGCAGAGGACCGUACCAUCUCCCCUUCUUCUGGUACAACGGCUCUUGCUGCCCUUGUUUUUGGAAGACACUUAAUGGUGGCAAAUGCAGGGGAUUGCAGAGCUGUUCUCUGUAGGAACGGUGAAGCCAUAGACAUGUCUCAAGACCACAGACCAAUCUACUUACCCGAGAGAAGAAGAGUGGAAUCAUGCGGCGGCUUCGUUGAAGACGGUUACUUAAACGGCAUUCUAUCAGUCACACGAGCUCUUGGCGACUGGGACAUGAAACUACCGCGAGGCUCACAUUCUCCUCUCAUAGCAGAGCCGGAGAUCAAACAGAUACGUUUGACAGAGGAAGACGAGUUUCUGAUAAUGGGAUGCGACGGGAUAUGGGAUGUGUUGACGAGUCAAGAAGCCGUUAGUAUCGUCAGGCGUGGAUUACGCCGUCACGAUGAUCCGAUGAGAAGUGCCAGAGAGCUUGCUUUGGAGGCUUUGAGGCUUAACACGUUUGAUAACCUAACUGUGGUUGUUGUUUGUUUCUUGCCGGCGGUGGCGGUUCCUACGGUGGAGAGGCAACGGUGUUGUAGUUUGACGGCAGAUGCUUUUCAGAGCUUGAGGGCCUUAUUGGACGGCUGAAUUGAAAAGAUGAUGACGUUCCCUUUUGUGUUCUUGGCUGAUCUUUUUUUGGUUGCUUUUGUGUAUAUAUGUUGUAUGUAUGUAAUGUAACUUCAAGUGUCUACGUAUUUGCUCCACUUUUUGUGUAAGCUAGCGGUUAUUUGCUUCGUGCAUGGAUUCAAGGCUGUGUAUUUUGUCAAGCAGCCAUGUUAAACUCGUAAUCAUCUUUUCUUCUCUUGUCAGUACUCCA